AUGAGUCAAACAGGGAACAAGAGCUCCUCAGAUGGAGAAACUAAACCCCAGACUUCACUUGUCAGCAAAUGCAUCAGGGGGGUCAAAAUUCAGGUCCCCAAAGCUGAAAACAGAAAAGAGAGCAAUGACAUUAAAACAACUGAUUUUCGACCCAGCGACGAGACACCAAAACCUAAUAUGAUGAGUCUUACAGCUAAGACUGUCACUUCCGAAAUGGAAUUAAGAUCCAGGAUGGAGGAAAAAGCGUUCCUGAAGAAGCUGGGCAAAAUCCCUGUCGACAAGUGUCUAGAUUUGAACAACUGUAGACUAACAACAGCGGAUGUGAGGGAGCCAGGAGAAGCACUUAAAGCGCUGCCUGAACUUGAGUUGAAUUUGUCCUGGAACAGUAAAGUGGGAGGAAACUUGCCUCUGAUCCUCCGGACAUUCCGAGAAGGGAGCAAGACACAAAUGCCUGAGCUUGUGGACUACGCCCUCACGUCAGAAGAUGGGACGUUUGUGGGUCAGUUGCUACUUAGGCUGCAAAACCUUGAAAUACUUGAUCUUUCUGUUAACAGAAACGUCGGUGGCGGUCUCAACAGUAUUGCUCAGGGAUUAAAAAGUACCUUAAAUCUGAAAGUCUUGAAGUUACAUUCAUGUGGAUUAUCACAAAAGAGUGUCAAACUACUGGAUGCUGCUUUUAGAUACUUGUGCGAGCUGAGGACACUAGACCUUUCCUGCAACAAGGAGAUGAGUGGAGGGUUUGACUGCUUCCCGGGGCUGGCCGUGCUCGAGCAUCUGGAGGGGUUGGAUCUUCACCAGUGCUCGCUGAUGGCCGACGACACGGUGUGGCUGACCCAGGUUAUCCCUUUUCUCUCGAGUUUUCAAGAAUUGGCCUUAUCUGCCAACAGAAAGAUGGGCAGCCCUUCUGAAAACCUAUUCAGCAGGCUCUGAUUUUUACCAGCAUUGAAGUCAUUGUUAGUCAACAACUGUGCUUUGGAAAGUGAGACUUUUACUGCCCUGGCUGAAGCCUCCAUUCACCUCCCUGCUCUGGAAAUAGUCAACCUUUCUUGGAAUAAGUGUGUUGGCAGCAGCCUAAAGCUGCUCCUGGAAAUGCUAAAGCUUUCAACGUCCCUUUAGGUGCUGAGGCUGAGCAGCUGUUCCCUGGUGACAGAGGACGUGGCUCUUCUGGCAUCGGUAAUCCAGACAGGUCACAUGGCCAGGCUGCGGAAGCUGGACCUGAGCUAUAAUGACAGCAUCUGUGAUGCAGAAGGGACCAUCUUCUGCCAAAACCCGUGGCUCCUCAAAGAGUUAACCGAGCUGGAUAUUAGCCUUCAGCCAUCAGCUUUUCGGGAGUGUGGACAAUGGUUUAGACAUUUGUUAUGUGCCGUGACCAAACUUCCUGAGAUCACCGAGAUAGGAAUGAAGAGGUGGGUCCUCCCAGCCUCACAAGAGGAAGAACUAGAAGGCUUUGACCAAGAUCACAAAAGCAGCAUUCACUUUGACCAUGGUGGGUUUCAGUAA
Lipotes vexillifer (Yangtze River dolphin) is the source of this 1500-nucleotide messenger RNA. It is a transcript of the gene LRRC31, whose product is annotated as leucine rich repeat containing 31. The record is from RefSeq and is a predicted model, not a curated record. NCBI's taxonomy places the organism in Eukaryota, Metazoa, Chordata, Mammalia, Artiodactyla, Lipotidae.